AUGUGGAUCCUUGACUCGGAGGGGGAUUUCUUGCAGGGGAAACGUGUCUGGCUGCGACCCGGGAAGAAGUAUCUCUUCGGUCGGAUCAAGCAAGACGGAGUCCGCCAUGCUAUUCAGCAUGCUUCCAUUUCGAGAAAGCAUCUGGUGAUUGAGGUAUCACCGGUGAACCCCGGUGACGGUUCGCAUAUCCACACCAAGUCCAAACUCACCGUGAUCGACCAGAAUUCGAAAUGCGGGACGGUCGUCGAUGGAGAACAGAUCAAGGGCGGGAGCAAAACUCUGAGUGGGGAUGAACACAUACUUCACCUGGGCCGUUAUCAGCCUGCGUUGAGGAUUAAAUGGCAACCCGUCCUUUUGAGUUUUUCCUUUUCUUCCAAAGAGCUCAAGGCAAAGGACCCUCUUGGUCCGGUGAGAGCUCGUCUGGAAGACCUCGACAUCAAGACGAUCAUACCCUAUGUCACCGGCAAGACUACGCACGUCGUUCAAAAUAAAAGAAAUACGGCCAAAGGUCUUCAGGCAUUGAUAAAUGCGAAGUACAUUGUGCAGGACUCUUACAUUGAUGCUCUGGUCUACGCUGCUACUCCAAGUGAUCUGGAGAAUAUCGAGUCGUUAUCACCCCUCGAAGAAGACUUUGAUGCGGCCUGGCCAGAUCCAGCAUUACAUCUUCCGCCACCUGGGAAAGAGCCGGUUCAGCGCCCGGCCGCAGCAUUUGCCCCCAAUCCAGACCGAAUCCGUGUCUUUGAAGGCUACACAUUUGUGUUUUGCGAUGUCGGUCAAUUUGAAAACCUCCAGCCCCCCAUAACCAACGGUCAUGGGAAGGCUUUGCUUUAUCAAGUGGAAAAUGGCAAAACGACGGCGGAAGAAAUCGUACAGUUCAUGCGAAAUGCAGCCGGUCAGAAAGGGCUCGGCUCUGAACGCGAUGGUCCGGGAGGAGUCGUCUUGGUUCGUUUCCGUGCCAAGGGAGGGUAUGAGGAGUGGUCUAUUGAGUUAGGAAAUCAAGUUGCCUUGAUGACGGACCAGCGAGUCAUCGAACAAAGCGAGUUUUUGGAUGCAAUCCUGGGUAAUGAUGCGUCCCCGCUCUGUCGUCCCCUUCCCAGGGAGGAGAGACCGCCCCCCGAGAAAAACCGGAGCAGAUCCAUAGAGCCGGGUCCUGCUCCCAACAAUAAUAUAUCAGAUACAGCUGAAUCUCAACAGGAAGAGCCCCCUACGCAGAAGCCGGCGAAACGGCCCCGAGUGCGUAAUUUUGUGAGCAAGGUCAAAAAUUUCGAUGAUGGCUUCGACAUUAAUUCGAUCCCCGUUUAUACACUGGAAGCCGGUGAUGGCUCCCGUGAAGAGUCGCAGCAAAUGGAGAUGGACGAUCUACCCCCGGAGCCGGCCGCAGCACCUGCGUCUCCAGUGGAGGAUGACAUGUCAAGCCUUCUUCCGGGGGCCAAUGCCAUGAAGCGUCGUAGAGCGGAGAUGGGCACUCGCUCCCACGAGGAUGAACCAAAAACUUUCCAGGAAGAGAUACGGAAACCGAAACGCCAAAAGGUUGACGUGCUCGAGGCAGCACGCCGGCACCGUGAAGCUGAGGAAGCGGCUGCACGGGAGCGGCGGUCGGAGGAAGAAUCGUCUCUACAAGCAGCGAUUGAGGGCAUGACCAUUGAGGAGAUGAAGCGUCUAGUCGUAGUCGAAGAACUUGACGUUUCAUUACGUGACAGACGCACUCCGACGGCGGAGGAGACCAGUCGAUGGGACGAGCGGUGGAAUGGACGGAAGAAUUUCAAGAAGUUUCGCAGGAAAGGCGACGUAUCUGUUGCGCGACCGCGUGUGCAGGCGGUGAUUGUGCCCUUGGAGGAGGAGAAACAGAAAGAUUAUGGCAUUGGAGACCAUUAUUGGGCCCACAACAGACGGGAUAGCCCCGAGCCAGUGUCAGUGUCCCGGCAUAGCAGUCACCAAGAUCACCGCGAGGCGAGCCACGUGGAGGGCAGGACGUCUGCCUCCCAGCCUUCUGCUCUAUCCGAAACGCCUCCUCCGCCGGUGCAGCGUCAAAGUCAGCGUGCUAGCCAGAAGAGAGCGCGGGAAAUUCCCGACUCUGACAGCGAUGAGGAACUUCGCUUCCGGUUCCGUCGUAAAAGGUAG
Rasamsonia emersonii CBS 393.64 is the source of this 2121-nucleotide messenger RNA. RefSeq names its product DNA damage response protein RcaA. The record is from RefSeq and is a predicted model, not a curated record. Gene Ontology annotation, cellular component: Mre11 complex. The transcript has 6 exons. Lineage: Eukaryota; Fungi; Ascomycota; Eurotiomycetes; Eurotiales; Trichocomaceae. Gene Ontology annotation, molecular function: protein binding; damaged DNA binding. Gene Ontology annotation, biological process: double-strand break repair via homologous recombination; mitotic G2 DNA damage checkpoint signaling. Bases 1 to 2121 code for a protein of 706 amino acids.